Molecule: messenger RNA, 3246 nt
Organism: Oldenlandia corymbosa var. corymbosa
Lineage: Eukaryota; Viridiplantae; Streptophyta; Magnoliopsida; Gentianales; Rubiaceae
Source: the annotation of a GenBank genome assembly
AUGCCUGCCAAACCGACGAACACCUUCAAUGAAACCGUCGCCACCGAAUCUGCAUACAUCACCGAUGAAACCGCCGCCAUACUAACAAACAUCAACAAGGAUGCUGCCGCUAUACCUGCAAACAUCGAUAAAAAUGUUACCGCUAUAUUAUCCUGCUUACAAGUGUUGUUAGCGUUAUCGGUUUUUCAUAUCCCUUCUCGCCUAAGGCAGUUAUCGUUUCUGUUUGUUAGUUUCAUGGCGACGGCGGACGAUUUGGAGGAUAUCAUCAGUAGAUUGUCUUUGAGAGACGGGGAAGCUACUAGACACUCUACAAGAUCGUUGAGUACUACACAGAUUGAUCCUUUUCUUACCAUCCUGGGGAAACUUCACUGCCCUCGUAUCGUUUCCCGUGACUCUAUUGCCUCUCACUAUCGAAACAUAUGGUCGAUGAGGCAUGGAUUUGUGGUACUUCAGAAUACUGGUCACGACGCUCCUGCUCUCACUCGUAUGAAACAGAAGUUAAUGAUUAAUGCUAUUGCUGAUGGUGAUCUCCAAUCUGUGGAGGUUGAGAAGUUGAAGGACAAAUUUUGUAUGUUUGGAGUAGGUGUGGAAUCUCAGAGAGCUUCGGGAGUCCUGACAAUGUUGUGGCGGAAAGACAUCAACGUUAAUUUGAGAUCGUACUCGAAUCAUCAUAUUGAUAUUGAUGUUGAAAUUCAAAGCAAAUGGAUUCGAGCUACGGGGAUCUACGGAGAACCGAAUGUGGCGCUUCGCCGGAAUGCAUGGAAUUUCUAUAGCUCAUUGUACGAUCCUGAGGAGAAACCUUGGUUUUUUUUUGGAGACUUUAAUGAGAUUAGAAGCGACGAUCAGACCAAUGUUUGGUUGGACAAAUGGUUACCAAUAACGCCAACAUUUCGAACAACGGUAGCUCCCUCGGACUCCUCUACUGUUGUUAUGGUUUCUGAUUUAUUUCAGAUUGAUGGAAGCAAUUGGAAUCGACCUUUGGUGGAGAGUCUUUUUCGUGCAGAAGAAGCUGCAACGAUUCUGUCAAUUCCAAUCCAAUCACAAGAUCCCCGGAUAUGGCACUUCACAAAAAAUGGCAAGUACUCUAUCCGAUCUGCAUAUCACCAGCUCCUGUCUUCCCCUCAGUUUAAUCAUUUGACAGCAAAUCGGGAUCCACUGCUUCUUGGAGUCCGUGAUCCUCUCUGGAGAAAACCCUGGCGAAUGAAACUUCUUGGCAGAUUACUUAUAUUUUCCUGGCGUCUCUGUAGGAAUGCUCUCCCUACCAUGGUGAAUCUCAGAUCAAGACAAAUAGAAGUGGAUCUUCACUGCCCACUGUGCAACCAGAUAGACGAAUGCAGCACUCACCUCUUCUUCAGGUGCCCCUUUGCUAUUCAGGCUCGUGCUUUGCUGCUUUGCCUCAAAUCUCCUGAACUUGAAUUCUGUUUUGCGUUACUAGAUGCCUCAAUGCUGAAUCUGGAACGCUGUGCAUCUGUUUUAUCAAUCUUACCAUCAGUAUUUCAGAUCGAUGAUUCAGUCAUCCAAGUCUAUUUUGCUGGGGCUAUUUCCUCAUCGAAAGUCUGCGCUGGUGCUGGAGUAUUCAUUUGCUCACGUGCUGGUAGAUUUCUACAUGGUUUAGCGCUUCAAUUCCCUGGGGUGUUAGAUUCCGAUAUUGCUGAAACCCUUGCAUUGAGAGAAAGCUUGUUGUUGUGUCAAAGGUUGGGUCUUUUAAAUGUCAUUAUCCGGGGCGAUUCUCAACUUAUUGUCUUAGCAGCAAAUCAAGAUACAGAUGACCCUCUUUCUUGCCAGCCAAUACUUGAAGACAUCAUCAAUUUGCGUGCUGUGUUGCCAGUUAAACAUUUACAAUGGAUUCCUCGCCCGGAAAAUGCUAUUGCUCACUCAUUUGCUAAAUUCGCAAAACAAUCUGAUUCUGUUGAAACCUUAUGGAGUAACACUCCUAACUUUGUAUCUCAACUGGUGCUGGACCAUUUCCAAAUUAGAACACUGGCGGACAUAGGAGGAACCAACCAGGAGUUUCUCUUCCCUUCAUCAUCUCUGUCGUUUUGUCGGUUAUUGAAGCGUUUUGGGCUGCUAUCAUCGUUCCUGAAAGGGAAAAGGAGGACGCCGACGAGGAGAAGACCCGAUAUUUGGUCCAGUAGGAGGAAGUGGAAGAUGUUUUGGAUUACCAGAUUUUCUUGGUUUUUCUCCAUUGCUGCGGUUAUAGUUUUGUCCCCUUCUUUACAGUCCUCCCCGCCGGCGGAAGCAAUUAGAUCUUCCGUUUCCGAUUUUGGCGAAAGGAACCCUUUGUCUUUCCGGAAAGCCCCUUUAUUUCGCAAUGCCGAUGAGUGCCGUCUGAAUAAUUUCAAUUCCGAUUGGUCGUCGGCGGCGGCGGCGGCAGUGGAGGAUACCGGAGUUUGCCACCCUUCUUUGGUCCACGUGGCGAUUACUCUCGACUUGGAGUAUGUACGCGGUUCAAUCGCAGCCGUCCAUUCCAUCCUCCAGCACUCCAUGUGUCCCGACAACGUCUUCUUCCAUUUCUUGGUCUCCGACACUGGCCUUGAAGCCCUUGUCCGGUCCACCUUCCCGCAGCUCAAGUUCAAGGUUUAUUACUUCGAUCCGGAGCGGGUCCGGAGCCUGAUCUCUACUUCCGUCCGGCAAGCCCUGGAACAGCCGCUGAAUUACGCCCGGAAUUACUUGGCCGACCUCUUGGAGCCCUGUGUUCGCCGGGUUAUCUACUUGGACUCUGAUCUUGUCGUGGUCGAUGACAUUUCCAAGCUUUGGUAUACGAGUUUGGGGACGAAGACCAUCGGGGCUCCGGAGUAUUGUCACGCCAACUUCACGAAGUACUUCACCGCAUCUUUCUGGUCGGACCGGAAAUUCUCCGGCACAUUCAGCCGCCGGAAUGCUUGCUACUUCAACACCGGGGUCAUGGUGAUGGAUCUAGUGAAAUGGAGGCGGUUCGGGUACACCAAACAGAUUGAGAGGUGGAUGGAGAUCCAGAAGAUGAAUCGGAUCUACGAGCUGGGUUCCUUGCCGCCGUUCUUGCUGGUGUUCGCCGGACGGGUGGCUCCCAUUGAACACAGAUGGAACCAGCACGGCUUGGGCGGAGACAAUGUCAGAGGAAGCUGCCGGGAUCUUCAUCCCGGACCGGUCAGCCUUCUCCACUGGAGUGGCAGUGGGAAGCCGUGGCUCCGCCUUGACUCCAAACGGCAUUGUCCACUCGACACCCUGUGGGCCCCCUACGAUCUUUACGACCGGCAAUCCUCGUGA